Molecule: messenger RNA, 2023 nt
Organism: Phragmites australis (common reed)
Lineage: Eukaryota; Viridiplantae; Streptophyta; Magnoliopsida; Poales; Poaceae
Product: endoglucanase 17-like
Exons: 4
Coding region: 35-1540 (501 amino acids)
Biological process (GO): carbohydrate metabolic process
Molecular function (GO): hydrolase activity, hydrolyzing O-glycosyl compounds
Source: RefSeq, a predicted model, not a curated record
UACCGCCUCCGCCCCCUCCAAGACCAAGCUUUCCAUGGCGCCGAAGGCAGCGGCGGUGGUUGCGGUUGCGCUGCUGCUCGCGGCGUCGUCGGCAGUGACGGCGGUGCGUGCCAUGCACGACUACGACGACGCCCUCCACAAGAGCAUCCUCUUCUUCGAGGGCCAGCGCUCAGGCCGGCUGCCCCCCGACCAGCGCCUUCGCUGGCGCCAGGACUCUGCGAUCCACGACGGCGCCGCCGCCGGCGUGGACCUGACGGGCGGGUACUACGACGCCGGCGACAACGUGAAGUUCGGGUUCCCGAUGGCGUUCACGGCGACGCUCAUGUCGUGGGGGCUGAUCGACUUCGAGCGCAGCUUCGGCGCGCACGAGGCGGAGGCCCGGAAGGCGGUGCGGUGGGCGACGGACUACCUGAUGAAGGCGACGGCGACCCCCGACACGGUGUACGUGCAGGUGGGCGACGCGUUCCGCGACCACUCGUGCUGGGAGCGGCCCGAGGACAUGGACACCCCGCGCACCGUGUACAAGGUGGACCCCGCGCACCCGGGCUCCGACGUCGCCGCCGAGACCGCCGCCGCGCUCGCGGCCGGCUCCAUCGUCUUCCGCGACGCCGACCCCGCCUACUCCCAGCGCCUCCUCGACCGCGCCAUCAAGGUGUUCGAGUUCGCGGACAAGCACAGGGGGCCCUACAGCAGCAGCCUGCACGCGGCGGUGUGCCCCUGCUACUGCGACUACUCGGGGUACCAGGACGAGCUGCUGUGGGGCGCGGCGUGGCUGCACAAGGCGUCUCGGCGGCGCGAGUACCGCGACUACAUCAAGCGGAACGAGGUGGUGCUCGGCGCCAGCGACGCCAUCAACGAGUUCGGCUGGGACAACAAGCACGCCGGCAUCAACGUCCUCAUCUCCAAGGAGGUCCUGAUGGGCAAGGACGAGUACUUCCAGUCGUUCCGCGUGAACGCCGACAACUUCAUCUGCACCCUCCUCCCCGGCAUCUCCGGCCACCCCCAGAUCCAGUACUCCCCCGGCGGCCUCCUCUUCAAGGUGGGCAACAGCAACAUGCAGCACGUGACGUCGCUCUCCUUCCUCCUCCUCGCCUACUCCAAGUACCUCAGCCACGCCAGCGCCCGGGUCCCCUGCGGCGGCGGCGCCUCCGCCUCCCCCGUCCAGCUCCGCCGCGUCGCCCAGCGGCAGGUGGACUACAUCCUGGGCGACAACCCGCUGCGGAUGUCGUACAUGGUGGGGUAUGGCCCGCGGUUCCCGAAGCGGAUCCACCACCGCGCCAGCUCGCUGCCCUCGGUGUCGGCCCACCCAGCGCGGAUCGGGUGCAAGGCCGGCGCGGCCUACUACGCCAGCCCGGCGCCCAACCCGAACCUCCUCGUGGGCGCCGUGGUGGGCGGGCCCAGCAACAGCACCGACGCCUUCCCCGACGCGCGGGCCGUGUUCCAGCAGUCCGAGCCCACCACCUACAUCAACGCGCCGCUGCUCGGACUCCUCGCCUACUUCUCUGCCCACCCCAACCCGGCCCAGUGGGGCGGCGACUGAAGAACGAGAGACGGUGGUGGUGUGGCCCUGUGGGCUGUUAGGCUUGGUGGGCCUUAUGUAUGUUCUGCGAUGGGAUGAUUCAUCCUGUUGCCGCCGCCGCCGCCGCCGCUGUUAUUUUGUUGAUGAUUCCGUAGUCGGUGCCGAUCCUUUCCUGUAAAAAAUGGCAGGAACAAGGAUUGGUCGUAGCGUUCUUCUACUUCUAGUCUUCUGCUAUAGUACCGUGUCUGUGCUUCAGCAUGCUUGGUGUGAUUCAAGAUCCAUCUGGCUGGCUUUGCAAUGAAUCCUGUUCUAUCCUAGUCUCUGGUGCCAUCUAUCAACCCUUCCACGAUUGCCUCCGCUACAAUGAGUUCUAUUCUAAGUCCAUGUGUAGCAACACGUCUACUUUUUCUCCGCUAGACAAUAGACAUGGUCUCUUUCUGGCUUUGGGGUCCUUGCUGGACUCCAAUUCUUGCUUGAAACAAACACACAGGCUUACUCGAAAAG